Letharia columbiana is the source of this 3198-nucleotide messenger RNA. RefSeq lists its product as uncharacterized. Lineage: Eukaryota; Fungi; Ascomycota; Lecanoromycetes; Lecanorales; Parmeliaceae. The record is from RefSeq and is a predicted model, not a curated record. The transcript is spliced from 2 exons. The coding region runs from base 1 to 3198 and encodes 1065 amino acids.
AUGGAUACACCAAAGCGCUCCUAUUGGCAUACGGCUCCUCGGAGUGCCCUCCGCAACGUCUCGAAUGGGCGGUCAGCCUACAUUCGUGUCUCGUCCUCUUUCGAUCGGCAUAAGACGCCUACAAAGGAGUCUCAAGGUGUUCUGAGCGCCUCUGCGAAGAGGACCAAUCUGCGUAUUCGCCGUGAUAUUUCCAAGUCACAUGGAGACCUCUCGAAUCUAAGACCCAAAUCGCCACCGAUUGAGAAUCUGCCUGCCGGAUUGCAUGGGCUUCACCUUUCUCCGGGCAACUAUGUCGAUGACACACAGAAUUCCUUCUCACCAAGCUACAAUCGUCAAGCUCGUCAAGCAAUACCUCAUGAUUGGAUGACCAGUGCAUCUGGUAGUCAACCCUCAACUACAAUGGGAGGGGCUGCCUCCGCUGACCGGCAAAUCUACCACAGCCCACAGUAUGGUGCUCAUGACUCUAAUUGCACAGAAGCAGAGCCAGCGACGAUCUCCAUACAAGGCCUUACUUCAGGGUAUAUCCAACCUCUAGACUUUUGCGUACCUGUUACCCGGUCCCACCCUGGUGAUGAGGAUCAACGUCGUGAGGCACUGCACGGUGAUUCUGGCCGGAAUCUUGCGGUUGAGCAUAUCAACAUCUCCACAGCUUGGAAUGGCUUAUCCGAUGUGGAUGCCAACGAGCUCUUUCGUGUCCACCGGGCCUUUGUCUCAACGCUUCAGAAGAUGCUUGCCAACGAGUUGUGGCAGAUUUACCAGCAGCUUCAGCAGCAGGACUCUGCAGGGAAUGUCAGGCCCAUCCACACCUUGUUUUCUGCUGGUAUAGUUCGCGGAAUCAGCUUCUGUCGUGAUCAAUUGGUCAGUGAAAUGGCAGAGGCAUUGUACUCGUCCGAGGAGAAUACGUCAAAAGCGAAGUCAGGAUUUCUCCGAUUAUACCUUAUCGCAACUGAUGCUUUGGUACAAUACCAUGAGGAUGGCUCCCGCGACACGUCCAUUACAGUUCGCGUGUGCUGUCAUCCAUUUUCUCUAGGAUCUUAUCCUAUCGUGGAUGCUGCAUGGGUCCCUGACUCUCUACUAUUUGAGGGUCUCGACGAAUUCCCACUUGAGGGUCAAACUUUCUCUAUCGUCCCAAGGUAUUACAGCAAAUCCGCAUUCCGGCCCACUCAUUUUCCCAAAAACGUCAAAUAUUCCAUCGAGUCUGAAUCGCGGCAUUCUCCUCUCUCUUGGCUUGUCUGGGAUGAUGAGAUUGUAGGCUUCAAAGGAAUCGUGCCAUUCUACUCCGAGGUCAAUGGCUACGAUCGACAUAUUACAAAUACCCGUCGAGAUCCUCGCGAGAGCAUUUCUAAUUCGCUGAAGAUCAUCGUUCAGGCCAUGCUUGUUGACGAUAAUGGCUCCUCUGUACGUUAUGAGCGGAUCCUGCGCGCACGCCUCACAAUCAAGGUAGCUCCAUGGUACGCGAAUGUCAACUCCCGUGAGAUCAAGGAACAACCGAGCGUACCCAAAGCGUAUCAAGAUACGAGACUUGCAUCUGCAGCUCAGCGUUUCGCCCUCCAAGGCCCUAGAAGAAAUUCCGUAGAGCCUGGGCAGUCUCCAAGCAGACAACCUCAGCGGAGUAAAGGAGCUUAUCUAUAUACGCCAAACAAUCGUAUUACUAUAGACCGGGUGGGAUCCGAAGACAAUCAUUCGGUGAUGAGCUCCUCGGCUAAUGGGGCUGGAUUGAAGGAGACUGACUUGCCUGGCCUGGCUCAAACCCAAGCAUACCUCGUGGCCAAGUGCGCCAAAUUGACAAGAGAACUCGAAAAUGUCAAGGAGGAAGUCAUGAUGUCUGGUCCUUUUAGCGACCACCAUAACGGGACGCUACAUGUACCAAUUCCAGAGGAAUAUCUUAACGAUACUUACCGUGUUCCUUCUUCUCAUCAUACCGGACACAAUGGACCUACUAGUGGAUCCUCAGUCCCAUGCAUUUCACGCUAUGCCUCGGAGCAUCUGGCCACUCCUUCAUCUCCCUCCCUGCAUGGGAAAGACGCUACCUUCCAGCUUGGACCCAUUACAAGGUUCUCAGUCCUGCCACCCUCAGCGAUCAGUCUAGUAACGCGUCCAACGCUGGAUUCACAGACUUCUAAUGACAGAAAUGCUUUAGACGCAACACGCACUGGCUGUGAUCCAACUCUGGGGCCCAGCACCAAUUCUCAGUUUGCGGCUCCAGAAGAAGGUCUAAUGACUCAAAUAUCGCACUCGAACCAAGAACCUGAUUACCUCUGGCAUUUGCCUGAACAAGCAUCAAUCUCUUUGAACGACAUAGGCACGGCUCACUCAUUCCCUCGACCUGUUGAAGCUCUUUCAACCCCUCCGAUGGUCAAGGGUGAGCUAGCGACUCCUUCCACUUCCGGGAAGCGUGGCCGCAAACGGCAUGCUAAAUCAAGCCUCGGCCAGAUAUCGGCUUUUAAGUGUCUCAAAGAGACCGCUAAGCAACCCAAGCAGGAGAUUUCUGCAGAGCCUGGCAGAAACACGCUUCCACUCUUGGAUUCCAAGGACGAAGAAAACCGGACUCGUUCCAGUAAUGUCUUCUACAACUCCUUCGGCCCAUUGAGUGAUGUCAGAAGCUCUACUUUACUCGUUGGCGAAGACGCUCUAGCUUUACAUGGUUGCGAGACAGAGGCGUCCACCAACUCCAGCAAGAACAUCAAGCAUCGCAAUGAGGACUCGGGUUGCUACAUGGACACUGAAAUCACGGGCAGCGAUGAAUUGGCUAACAAGACGUCCCCUGUAACCUCCGGUCUUGACGACGGUGCAACAGCAGCGGAAGACGUUCCUUCGAACUCGUUCUUCCCAGACCGGGAGAGACAAGUCGGUCUACGCCAAAGUUCUUCGGCAUCCUUUUCUCCUCAGCACGCCAGUACUAGCUCGACUAGUGGUUCUCGCUCUACCUCGAGCGAUGUCGAAUUCAUCGUAGAGAAAGAUCCACGUGCCCCUAAAGUGAGCCGUCGAGAGCAAGCCAAACUCUGGAAAUUGCUUUCUCAGUCGGACAGCGACAAGGAAAAUCAACCUGUACCUGAGUAUAAAGAAGUAAGAUUGAGCGAGGAUGAGAAGAAGGCAUUGGAUGAGGCUAUUCGAAGGAGCCUCGACGACCUAGCUGAGGGGUUUGAUGAUAUCUUCCUAGAAGACAGUAGCGGCUCGAACUCGGGCGAUGAACUGUGA